AUGCUCAAUUUCACCGAUGUGACAGAGUUCAUUCUUUUGGGGCUAACGAGCCGUCGAGAAUGACAAGUUCUCUUCUUCAUCAUCUUUCUUGUGGUCUACAUUAUCACCAUGGUGGGCAAUAUCGGCACGAUGGUGUUAAUCAAGGUCAGUCCUCAGCUUAACAGCCUCAUGUACUUUUUCCUCAGUCACUUGUCAUUUGUUGAUGUGUGGUUUUCUUCCAAUGUCACCCCUAAAAUGUUGGAAAACCUGUUAUCAGAUAAAAAAACAAUUUCUUAUGCUGGUUGUUUAGUACAGUGUUUCUUCUUCAUUGCUCUUGUCCAUGUGGAAAUUUUUAUUCUUGCUGCGAUGGCCUUUGAUAGAUACAUGGCGAUUGGGAAUCCUCUGCUUUAUGGCAGUAAAAUGUCAAGGGUUGUCUGUAUUCGACUGAUUACUUUCCCUUACAUUUAUGGUUUUCUGACGAGUCUGGCAGCAACAUUAUGGUCUUACGGCUUGUUCUUCUGUGGAAAAAUUGAGAUCAACCAUUUCUACAGUGCAGAUCCACCUCUCAUCAAAAUGGCCUGUGCUGGGACCUUUGUAAAAGAAUAUACAAUGAUCAUACUUGCCGGCAUCAACUUCACAUAUUCCCUGACUGUAAUUAUAAUCUCUUACUUAUUCAUCCUCAUUGCCAUUGUGCGAAUGCACUCAGCAGAAGGAAGGCAGAAGGCCUUUUCCACAUGUGGGUCCCAUCUGACAGCUGUCAUUAUAUUCUAUGGUACUCUGAUCUUCAUGUAUCUCAGACGUCCCACAGAGGAGUCUGUGGAGCAGGGGAAGAUGGUGGCUGUGUUCUGUACCACGAUGAUCCCCAUGUUGAAUCCCAUGAUCUACAGUUGGAGGAACAAGGACGUGAAAAAGGCCACGAUGAAAGUGAUCAGCAGAUCAUGUUAA
Messenger RNA from Pan troglodytes (chimpanzee), 924 nucleotides. Its product is annotated as olfactory receptor 5M3-like. Gene Ontology annotation, molecular function: olfactory receptor activity; G protein-coupled receptor activity. Gene Ontology annotation, biological process: G protein-coupled receptor signaling pathway. Gene Ontology annotation, cellular component: membrane. NCBI's taxonomy places the organism in Eukaryota, Metazoa, Chordata, Mammalia, Primates, Hominidae. The transcript has a single exon. The record is from RefSeq and is a predicted model, not a curated record.